Messenger RNA from Jatropha curcas, 1639 nucleotides. RefSeq names its product zinc finger (C2H2 type) family protein (gene YY1). Lineage: Eukaryota; Viridiplantae; Streptophyta; Magnoliopsida; Malpighiales; Euphorbiaceae. Gene Ontology annotation, cellular component: chromatin; PcG protein complex; transcription regulator complex. Gene Ontology annotation, biological process: regulation of transcription by RNA polymerase II. The record is from RefSeq and is a predicted model, not a curated record. Gene Ontology annotation, molecular function: DNA-binding transcription factor activity, RNA polymerase II-specific; RNA polymerase II cis-regulatory region sequence-specific DNA binding.
CUAUUCUGGACCGGGCGGUUCAUUCCGGUUCAGAAACCUAACGUAACAGACUAAUUCGACAUGAACAAGGACGAUUGAAGCUUUUCUUCACUUUUGUUUCUUACAAAUCCAAUUACGCCCUUUUGUUCUUCUCUAUCAUAAUUGAAACCCUAACCCUAAUUCUAUAUAAUUCCAUUGUAAAGCCUGUAAUCCCUCAAUCGGUUGAAAAGCCUCUUGCUUUAAGAAGGCGAUUGAUGCGAAGAAAGGCUUAACAGGACAAUGGAGACUCAGUUCACUCACAAUUUAUUCGAGCGACGCCCCAUUAUCAAAUCUAAGACUCCUGCUGUUAAAUGGUUCAGAGAAUGGGUGCCCCAAGAUGUCGUGGCAACUGGUGGGAAGUGUUCCCUUAUGAGAUGGGUAAAUGAGAACCAAUUGAAGGCCCUGAAAGAGAAGGCGAAAGAACCUCCACCACCAGAACCAGAACCAGAACCUACCACUGAGGUUCUUUUCCUUUGCAGUUUCGAAGGCUGUGGAAAAACCUUUAUAGAUGCCGGUGCUUUGAGAAAGCAUUCUCAUAUCCAUGGAGAGAGACAAUAUGUUUGUCACUAUGAAGGAUGUGGAAAGAAAUUUUUAGAUAGUUCGAAGUUGAAAAGACACUUCUUAAUUCAUACAGGAGAAAGAGAUUUUGUAUGUCCACAUGAAGGCUGUGGUAAGGCUUUUUCCCUGGAUUUCAACCUCAGGUCACACAUGAAAACACAUUCACAAGAAAACUAUCAUAUCUGCCCAUACCCAGAAUGUGGAAAGAGAUACGCUCAUGAGUACAAGUUGAAGAACCACAUUGCAGCUCACCAUGAAAAGCAUUCAGCUGCUGAGACAGUGAAAUAUGCUGCUCCUAUGGAGAAGGUAACCAAAGUUUCCAAGCCUUCUGCAGCGACCUAUGGCUCCGGUUCUUCAGAUCGUCCUUAUGCUUGUCCUUACGAAGGAUGCAUGAAGGCCUACAUACAUGAAUACAAGCUUAAACUCCAUUUGAGAAAAGAGCAUCCUGGCCAUUUUCCAGAUGAAAACGCUGAGAAUGCCUCUCCCAAUGGCGAUAAUGAGAUGGAUGAGGGCAGUGAUCAAGAUGCUUAUCCUGAGAAGCGCGUCAAUGGUAAAAAUCAGAAACAUAGUCGGUCCAAGCCAAACUUGAAAAUGCCUCCAGCAAAAAUCACACAACGGAAAGGUUCAAGUCCAGCUCGGGCCACUCUAAAUGUGGUGAAAAAAUCUUGGCCAGUCAAAGAAGAAAUAUAUGAAGAGGAAGAUAGUGAAGAGACUGAGGAGGAGGAUCGUGACAAGGCAGAAGAUGGUUGGAGAUAUGGGGAAAACAAUGAGGAUGAUGAUGAGGAAACAGAGUAUGAAGAUUGAAGAGUGAAGAGUAAAGCACAUGCUGUCAUUUUUCUUUUUUCAAUCCUAUUCUUGUAUUAUAGUUUUCUUUUAUAUUUUUCUCUAAAAUAAUGUUAAACCUGAAGAAAGUUGUAAUUUUUAAAAUUUAAAAUUUUCCUUCUCUAAUACUUAAAUCAAGAAAACAAAAAUAUGAAUAUAAUUUUCCUUCUAAUUCCUGGACAAACGAAAUUAGAUUUACUAUUUGAAUAGGUUUGGAAUAUAUAGUUAUUAUUAAUUUUUA